AUGCAGUUAACCGACAUAUUUUACGUGACGUUAUUGGUAGUCGUUACUGCUACAUUUGCACAAGAGUAUGAAGAAAAUCGCGAAUUAAGGAAGACAAAAAAACAUAACAUAAGAAAGCGUGAAACUAUAGUUCUGUAUGAUAAUUUUCCUGUAGACCCGAUAUAUAAAAGUAAACCUAGCGUGGUCUAUCGAAGAAUAUCGCACCAAAGACAUAAUACGAAACCGAAUUAUGGACCACCUAGAACGAAGUAUAGAUACGUAAAACCAUCAAGACGACCUCUAAAAAAAUAUAAGAAAACACCACCAAAGUAUGGACCACCCACAAGAAAGAAACGACCAUAUAAACUUAGAUAUGGACCUCCAAAGUAUAGCCAAAAACCUUAUUUUGGAGCUACAAUAAAAUAUCACCAUAUGUUUUCAUCAUCAGAACCUGUUGGAUUUGGAGAACCGCCAAAUGACUUUUACCAACAGUACAGUAACCUAAAGCAAUCAUUUGCAGAACCACCAUCAGAAUUUCCCAGUCUAUCUAAGGCCACUUACAAUGUGUAUCAAUUGCAAGAUUUCAGCCCAAUGAGCCUUGAUACGCAACAAGCUUUCGACCUGGACAAUAAACAUUGGAAUCCAUUUCAAAAUAAUUUAAACUUAGAUACAAGCUUAGAUUUUACCAACAAACAACCAACUUUUCAAACACGGGAAACACAAUUUGAUGUACCCGACGACGAUAUGAACGCAUAUGUAGAAUACAAAAACAGAGAUCGCCCCCUAACCGCUGAGGAAGAACAUAAUGUAUAUGAAACAAGAAGACAGCCGUACUUUAUUGAUGAUAUUAUUUCCACCAAACCUAAGAGAAUAAUGAAACCAAAAACUGAAGCAGAAGAAGUAGUGGUAGGAGGUCAGUACGCAGAACCACCCGCGAGGAUUGUGCACAAAAGCUACUCCGAAGACCAUCCAUAUGAAGAUGAUAUUUCUGCGGAUAUAGGUUACGUAGAUCCUGACGUAGCUGCUUCAGCAACUAUAUCUCCAUAUGUUAACUAUAAAAAUAGUAAUCUAGCAUUUAGUCCUCAAAAUCUAAAUGAUGCUUUUAGUAUAAUUGAUAAAAAAUAA
Messenger RNA from Pieris brassicae (large cabbage white), 1104 nucleotides. RefSeq lists its product as uncharacterized. The transcript has 2 exons. The coding region runs from base 1 to 1104 and encodes 367 amino acids. The record is from RefSeq and is a predicted model, not a curated record. Lineage: Eukaryota; Metazoa; Arthropoda; Insecta; Lepidoptera; Pieridae.